Thlaspi arvense is the source of this 3488-nucleotide messenger RNA. The record is from the annotation of a GenBank genome assembly. NCBI's taxonomy places the organism in Eukaryota, Viridiplantae, Streptophyta, Magnoliopsida, Brassicales, Brassicaceae.
UUUGCGUGCAAACUCCUUUCUCUGUCUCUUCUCUCUCUCACUGUUCGAUGUUCAGACCAGACACAGAUCACUUACUCUCUCUCUCUUUUAAUUUCUGAGAGAACAUUUGUUUUUGUUCUUCUCUCAGUGAAAAAGAGAGAAAUUUGAAGACCUUUUUGUAAUGUAUUUUGAUGAGAUUCCUGUUCCGUUUUGACUGGUAAAGUUUUGGGUCUUACUUUUUGCUUCCUCCAUUGUUGGUUCCCAAGUUUUCUACUCUGUCCUACAACUGUGUCCUCAUAAUGAUUCAAUCUCGCCGUGACUCUCUUCUUUGAAAAAGAGAGAGAGAGAGGGUGAGAGUGAAAACUUGCUUUUGUUUUUUUUUUUAAAUUCCACCGUAAAAUCUUAAAGAUAAAGUUUUUUUCGUUGAUUCUCUGUAUUUGUGUGUUGUUCUGCAGAAUUCUCAGAUCUUUUCUCAACUUCUUCCUUUACAAGUCUGAAAACACUUUUUUUUUUGGUCACUGUUUCUUUUUUUCAAAAUUUGCGUUCCACUUGUCUUUGGUCUUUCACUAGAAUCCACGACCAAAGAGUCUUCCUUGUCUGAGAAAACAAAAGAGACAACACAUUCACUUCCGUUUCUCUUAAGAAACGACGGAUUUUCCGAAGAAGUUAGAUUAAAGAUACAGAAGAAACCAAAAAAAAGGUAAGAAGAGAAGCUCGAAUCCCAGUGUGAAAGUACAAAAAAAAACCGUCGGGGAAGUCUGAAGAUUUUAUUAUUAUAAGGAAAAAGAAAAAAAUGGCGAUGGCUGUGGCGAAUCACCAUGAGAGUGGUGAUAAUAUAAAUCGGCAUUUGGAUAGUAGCGGCAAGUAUGUAAGGUACACGGCGGAGCAAGUUGAAGCUCUCGAGCGUGUUUACUCUGAGUGUCCUAAACCAACCUCUCUCCGCCGUCAACAGCUGAUCAGAGAAUGUCCCAUUUUGGCCCAUAUCGAACCUAAGCAGAUCAAAGUCUGGUUUCAAAACCGAAGGUGUCGAGAUAAACAGAGGAAAGAGGCUUCGAGGCUACAGAGCGUAAACAGGAAGCUUUCAGCUAUGAAUAAGCUGUUAAUGGAAGAGAACGAUAGGCUUCAGAAACAGGUUUCUCAUCUCGUCUCUGAAAACGGAUAUAUGAAGCAGCAACUUACAACAGGGGGGACUGAUGCUAGCUGCGACUCGGUGGAUCCAACUCCUCAGCAUUCUCUUAGAGAUGCAAAUAGUCCUGCAGGAUUGCUCGCGAUUGCGGAGGAGACCUUGGCAGAGUUCCUUUCAAAGGCUACAGGAACUGCUGUUGAUUGGGUCCAGAUGCCUGGGAUGAAGCCUGGUCCGGAUUCGGUUGGCAUUUUCGCCAUUUCGCAAAGAUGCAAUGGCGUGGCGGCUCGAGCAUGUGGUCUUGUUAGUUUAGAACCUAUGAAGAUUGCUGAGAUCCUCAAAGAUCGGCCGUCUUGGUUCCGCGACUGUCGUAGCCUUGAGGUUUUCACAAUGUUCCCUGCCGGUAAUGGUGGAACGAUCGAGCUCGUGUAUAUGCAGACAUAUGCACCGACGACUUUGGCUCCUGCUCGUGAUUUCUGGACCCUGAGAUACACCACAAGCCUUGAGAACGGCAGUUUUGUGGUUUGUGAGAGGUCUCUUUCUGGUUCUGGAGCUGGUCCUGAUGCUUCUUCAGCUGCUCAGUUUGUGCGAGCAGAGAUGCUUCCAAGUGGCUACUUAAUAAGGCCUUGUGACGGUGGUGGUUCCAUAAUUCACAUCGUAGAUCACAUUAAUCUCGAGGGUUGGAGUGUCCCAGAUGUACUGCGACCUCUUUAUGAAUCAUCCAAAGUAGUUGCACAGAAAAUGACGAUUACUGCGUUGCGGUAUCUCAGGCAAAUAGCGCACGAGACAAAUGGUGAAGUAGUUUACGAAUUAGGAAGACAGCCUGCGGUUUUGAGAACUUUUAGCCAAAGAUUAAGCAGAGGUUUCAAUGACGCGGUUAAUGGGUUUAAUGACGAAGGAUGGUCCAUGAUGCACUGUAAUGGAGCAGAAGACAUAAUUGUUUCUGUUAACUCUACAAAGCAUAUGAAUAGUAUCUCCGGUUCCCUCACUUUUCUCGGAGGUGUGCUCUGUGCCAAGGCUUCAAUGCUUCUUCAAAAUGUUCCUCCUGCGGUCCUCAUCCGAUUUUUAAGGGAGCAUCGGUCUGAGUGGGCAGAUUUCAACGUUGAUGCUUAUUCUGCUGCAACACUGAAAGCUGGUGCCUUUGCUUAUCCGGGAAUGAGGCCUACAAGAUUCACCGGUAGCCAAAUCAUAAUGCCAUUAGGACAUACAAUCGAAAACGAAGAGAUGCUUGAAGUUGUUAGAUUAGAAGGCCAUUCUCUUGUCCAAGAAGACGCAUUUGUCUCUCGGGAUGUACAUCUUCUACAGAUUUGUACUGGGAUUGAUGAGAAUGCUGUUGGAGCUUGCUCAGAGCUAGUCUUUGCUCCAAUCAAUGAGAUGUUUCCUGAUGAUGCUCCACUUGUUCCAUCCGGUUUUCGCGUCAUACCAGUUGAUGCUAAAACGGAUGAUGCUCAGGACUUGUUGGCUGCUAACCACAGAACACUAGACUUGACUUCAAGCCUUGAAGUGAAUCCGGCGACAGAGAAUGGUUCUAACUCGAGCUCACGGUGCAUACUCACAAUCGCUUUUCAGUUCCCUUUUGAGAAUAACUUGCAAGAGAAUGUUGCCAAUAUGGCUUGUCUGUAUGUGAGGAGCGUGAUUGCUUCCGUUCAACGUGUUGCAAUGGCGGUCUCUCCGUCGGUUUCCGGUUCCAAGUUAUCUCCGGGGUCACCUGAAGCUGUUACUCUUGCUCUGUGGAUUUGCCAAAGUUACAAUCAACACUUAGGCUCUGAUUUGCUGAGGACAGACUCACUUGGAGGUGAUUCGUUGUUAAGACAACUAUGGGAUCACCAAGAUGCUAUAUUGUGUUGCUCUUUGAAGCCACAGCCAGUGUUUAUGUUUGCGAACCAGGCCGGUUUAGAUAUGUUGGAGACAACACUCGUUGCAUUGCAAGACAUCACACUGGAGAAGAUCUUUGACGAGUCAGGUCGUAAAGCUCUAUGUCCAGAUUUUGCCAAGCUAAUGCAACAGGGCUUUGCUUGCUUACCAUCUGGAAUGUGUGUGUCGACAAUGGGGAGACAUGUUUCGUACGAGCAAGCUGUUUCAUGGAAAGUGUUUGCUGACUCUGAAGACAAUAACAACAACAACAAUAGUAUUCAUUGUCUUGCUUUCUUGUUUGUAAACUGGUCUUUUCUGUGAUCUCUCUGAUCUUUCUUGUUGUGGAAACAGAGUGACCAAUCAAAGUUUCGCAAAGAGUAUUCUUUUACUCAUUUUUGGUUGACUUAGGUUUUUUUGGGGUCUUUAUUUGUAAUUUAUUGUUCUUGUAUUUAUUAGCUUUCGAAGUACUCAACUUUGCAUUUACAUCUCGUUUCUAUAAGAACAUCUCUAAGAGAAACUUCAAAACUUCAAA